CAUUGACCACCGGUUCUUACUGAAACACGACGCAGUUACGCUUGAAGCCGUUGUUUACUGGUGAGCGAGGGGUUGCAGGAUACAGGUGGUCCAACUACGACGGGGCAGCUUCGUGGAGUUUUGCCAGCCAUCUUAGCUAUCUGACUACCUACAGACAAACGCAUCCUCGCAUAGAUCACAAAUUCUCCGUUCGAACUAAUUAAGCUCGUUACAAUAGCAGUUUCUGGCCCAUAGAAGUCACCAAUGCGCACAGUAAUCCAGCAAACUACGACUACCCGCACGAAGUUAGGGGAGUUUAAAGCUGGGAGAUGGCGAAAUACCGUUGGAAGGCCUCAUAGACCGCUGGCUCGGUCGCCAACCCUCGGCUCGACGACGGUGCCAUCGCCUAAUCAGCAAAAUGCUUAUGUCUAUGGAAGCACUAUCCGACAAGCCUUGCUCGAGGAGGAGGAAUAUCUAUUAAGAAGCCGCGAGGGCCCCUACCCGCCUGAUGGGCUCUACAUUGAUGAAUACGAGGGACCGGACGACCUGGGCUUUUGGCGAAUGGAGAUUGAGGACCAGGCAGAGUUUAUAUGCAACGAACUGGACCUAACGGAUGACCAGGCUUUGUAUCUCCUCAAUGCUCUCGGGCUUCUACCAGAGGGGGCUUCAACAAGCAACUUCCGCCUAGGCCAGGAGGAGGAGGAGCAGCAACAGCAGGCAUAUGAGCUACACGAGCAUGGGUCGUUGGAGGCACACGCAUUCCGGGGCGUUUUGCCGCCCUCUCAGGACACUCUCGGUGACAUGGGCAAAGCUGAUGACAAAGAGUACGACAUGGCUUCUUCCGGUUGCGUUGCUGCUGCUGCUGCUGCUGCCUAUGAUGAUGAAGACGGAGAGGCAGACGCAGAGCAGCAGGACGCUAGCAACAGCUUCUUGCUUGCGGAGAACUCCUGGCAGCAGCGGCAGCAGCAACAGCUGCUGCGCACGGCCGGGGAUUCUUACGACGACUUCGAAGAAGUCACAAGCGAUGACGACCGGACUGGUAGUGACGAUGAUGGAGAUAUCGCAGAAGAGCAGGGAAGAGGCCUGAAGGAAGGUGGCGGCGGACGGCAUCUGUACGGGCAUCCGUACGAAUCCCACCAGCAGGCACAUGGGCAUCAGCAUGGUGGGAUGUACGGCGGAAGCGGCUACGGCAGCGACUUGGAAGGAUACGGUGGAGGCGCGGAGGAGACCGUUGACUCCACAUCAUUGUACGGCAGUGGCUUCAGCAGCCUAACGCCCGCGCCACACACAGCAGCAGCCACCUCCGAUGGCAGCCCGGCCUUUCAAGUCAGCAUUCGGCCCAACAUCGCAUUGGAGGCGAAACCCUCAGGCCUGAAGGUGGCUCCCGGUGUGCCCGCUCUGCCGUACGACCAGAUCUCGUUUGACCGCGACUACGAGGUCAUCCAGCUGCGGGUCAUCGGGCGGCGCGCCUCCACAGCCGCGGCCUCAGGCGACGAGAUCGACCUGACGCCGGGGAGACUCAUAGCGGGCAGGUACCAAGUUCUGGAGCAGGUCGGGAUGGCGGGCUUCAGUCGUGCAGUACAAGCGUACGACACAUUGGAGCGGCGGUUGGUGUGCCUCAAGGUCGUCAAGAACAGCAAGGAAUGCAUGGACGCGUGUUUAGAGGAAGUGCGGCUGCUGCAGCUGGUCAACGCACGCGACCCACACGACCAGCACCACAUCGCUCGCAUGUACGACUACUUCUACCACAUGGGUCACCUCUUUCUCGUGGUUGAGCUCCUGGGCGGCAACCUGUUCGACACGCAGUGCUACGACCCCACCUAUUUCACCGCGGGGCGGCUGCAAAGCAUUGCGCAGCAGGUGCUACGGGCGCUGGCCUUCCUGCACUCGCACCACAUCAUACACGCGGAUGUAAAGCCUGAGAACAUCCUCGUAAAGAACUACACAAAAUGUGCGGUGAAGCUGAUCGACCUGGGCUGCUCCAUCUACACCUCCGAGGCGCCCCGAAGCCACUACGUGCAGAGCAGGUCCUACCGAGCACCCGAGGUGAUGCUAGGCCUGCCGUACGACGGCAAGAUCGACGUUUGGUCUCUGGGCUGUGUGAUGGCUGAGCUGGUGUCGGGGCAGGUGCUGUUCCCGCACAUGAGCGAGGCCUCCAUGAUAGCCCGCUUGGUGGGAAUGCUGGGCCCGCUGCCGCCCCACAUGCUGCGCGAGGGCACCUACGCCGGGGCGUUCUUCACGCGCUCGGGCUGCGUGUACGAACGCAGCGGCGACUCGGGGCUGUUUGAGCUCCUGGAGCCCAAGCGCACCAGCCUGCAGGCCCGCCUGACCGCCUCUGCUGCUGCUGCUGCCGACCGGGGCCUGUCCUCCGCUGCCACUGCCGCCGCUGCCGACCGCGGGUUGCUCCACUUCAUCCGACACCUGUUGGUGUCCGACCCCGCGCGGCGGCCCUCCGCACACCAAGCGCUGAAACACCCCUGGCUGCAAUACCGCUACCGCAGCCCCAAGUGAGGUUGACCCUGAUGAGGAGGGAGGUGGAGGGACGGUGUGGCCGGCGGCGGGGGCGGCGACGGUGGGGAGGACGGAGAGGGUGCAUGAGCCAUGGGGAUAAAUAACGGGCUAGGGUGUUUGCAGCAUGCAUGGCACGUUGCAGGGCGAUGCAGGAUGUGGGGAACGGCCCAGCGCUGGGGGUUACGAUGGUAUGCAGGUGUCGCUCGUCAUCAGGUGUAUGCGCAGGACAAGUAAGCUGCUGCCCGCUGUGAUACAUGAGUGCGUGUACGUUACCGUAAUGCUAAUCUGUAUUUUAUCUCCACCACCUGCUCUAGCCUCGCCAAUUAAGGGAACUGUUGCUCCGGCUAGUUGGCUAGCCAAUGCAGUACAGUGCAGUGCUGAGCUAAGGUGUGGUGUAUACAUAGCACGUGGGCGGAUGCGUGUACUUUCACUAGUAGGUGAUGAGUAAGUGAGAGGGCAUGUGUACAUUCUGCGCAGUGGGAAGCUGCCGUACGUUAUCGUUGUUGCAUGUUGGGGUAAAUCACGCACCUGCCACAACCAUUGCUUAUCAAUCAGGCCAUGGGACGUUACGGAGAGAUGCCUGACAUGUUACAGGUUGUUGUAGGCUGUGUGGCAGGGUAUGCAUGUAGCAAGCAACAACACUGCGUGUAGUCGAUGUAAAACCCUGUGGGCACGUGGUAUGGUAAUACCACUGAGUCUCAAGGUUAGGAUUAACAUUGACUAUGGAUGAAGGCCGCGUCACCAUAGGCGUCAUGGUGUGUAUGAGGGUGCCCGGGGGGACGAGAAGAGCAGCAUUGCAUGCAAGCGUGUGCAUGCAGAUGCAUUCUACGCAGGUUUGGCAACUGACGAUCGAAUUGCAAGCAGGGGUUAAGCUGCUGGUUGAUUAGUUGGGGUUGGGGCUGCCGUGCUGCAAUCCAUCCUACCUAACACAUGCAUGCAUGACCGGGGACCUGAAUAUGGUUUGAAAUUGAAUGCACUUGUGUGUGGCCGUUUGGCUGGGUAGCAAUAAGCAAUUUGUGGGUGGGCUUCACGUUAGUGUAAAUAGAGGUGUAGUAGAGGUUAUGUAUAAGGUCAAUCGUGGAGGUAGAUAGGGUUGUUUUGCAAUCGCAUACAAUGUUACAAUCGCAUUGCUCUCAGUAGGUGGCGGUGGUGAACUGUGGGUUUGGCUUGUGGCUUACCAAGACCGGCUGGGUGUGCAUAUAGAGUCUUAUUAUCUUUACCUUGACGAGUUGGCGAGUUGAACGACCGUCUGAGAGUAUGAAGUUAUACGUACGGCUGACCGGCUGAUGAAGCUGGUCCCUGGUUGCAUGCUGCCGCUAGGUAGUUGCGGUGCCCUGGGAUGAAAGCUCAUGUUACCGAGGUAUGCGCAAGUGCGUUUGUUAUGCAACGCUGAGGUAUUGGAGCCAAUGCAUACAUGGGAGUGAAGUAAGUGGGCUGGGGUUUCCUAUUUUUGGUGAGGAGUAGAUGCCUUGUCUUCUUCCCCUUUGCUUCAUAAAGCUGCCGUGCCCUAUGGUUGUGCAUUUCACGGCUGGCGCUAGACUUUGUUCCACAGGGCAAAUACAAGUACAACAAUGUGGGCAGGUGCCGCGGUGCGGCACACUGAUCGAAGACAAGCAAGGGUUUCAGCUUCUUCAGAGCGGGAAAGGAGCCCCUCCUGCUCAACACUGGAACGUUUUAUGAUCAUUGGAUUGUCACGGCAUGCGCUCCUGUGACUCCAUGGCACCAGUUGCCCUAACACACCUAUAACGCUGAACACCCGCACCGUAAAGCCCAGACAUGUGACGUGGGCGUUGUGGGUAUGCAUGGCUGGCAGGGAGGCGGGUCACAUGGCCGCAUGCAUGCGCAGACGGCUAAGAUGCAGGUCCUUUAGUCCUUUGCGCUUGCCCAUGCACGCGCAGAGUGCGGCAGCGGCCAGGUCGAAACUGCUCGGUGCAUGCGUGGAUGGACGGCUGGGAGAUGAGUGCUAACCGUGUACUAACAAGCCAAAACCGCUAGCAUCACAAAGUAUGACGGUGCACAUGCUAUGGCGUGACAGCUGUCACGCCCUAACGUGUGACAUGGAACAAAACAUGUGCGUAUGGUUGACUCCCCCCCAGCGUGCGACCCAGAUGUGGGACGCAAAGCUGGUUGAGUGGUGAUGAUAACUACUGCCAUAUGUCUCCUGGCCCCUCCUUUCGCUGUUGUUGGCAUGCCGUAUGUGGUCGAGCCGAUCCCUUUAAGGAGACUUGGAUGC
Messenger RNA from Astrephomene gubernaculifera, 4723 nucleotides. Lineage: Eukaryota; Viridiplantae; Chlorophyta; Chlorophyceae; Chlamydomonadales; Astrephomenaceae. The record is from the annotation of a GenBank genome assembly.